AGGCAGCGUGGCAGUCUCCGACGCGAUGAUUGGCCGGGACAAAUCACGUGAUCCCUACAAGGACUUUGUGCCUGGGCUCAUCCCGCGGUUCUAUUUUACUCUCCACUGGCAGAACACCAACACAGAAUGGCCGAGGGGAUUCCAAAGGAGGUAUUGAUGAACACCACCCUCGUCAAUAAAUUGGCAGAAGUGGCCAAAGAUGCAGCUCUCCUUCAUGGUGUCCUGAUGAGGGCCAACGAGUCCCCCAAUUCAUCAGAGCUGGUGACGUACGCUCCCCUCACACUCUUCCCCACGCCUGUGCCCAAAGCCAUCUUCCUGCAAGCUAAGGCGGUACAAACUCUUUACAACACGCUGGUGGAUAAGAUCAGCCAGGAUCCUGACUUCCUGCAAGACAGUCUAGCGAGUACCAUUGCUGUCGAUGAUUUCACUGCGAGGCUGUUCAAAAUCCACCAGCAGAUCCUUCAGGAAGGAAGAUCGCAGUCCAUUGUCUUGGGUCUGAAUCGAUCCGACUACAUGUUGGACCAGAGGGAGGACGGUUCCACGUCUCUGAAGCAGAUCGAGAUCAACACAAUCUCGGCUAGUUUUGGAGGCCUGGCCUCACAUUCGCAUGAUGUGCAUCGACACAUCCUGAAGGUGGCAGGACGACUGGGGGAGAGCCAACGCAUCUUAGACAACAACCCUGCGGUGGGUCUGGCUCUUGGUAUCGCUAAGGCCUGGGAGCUUUAUGGAUCAGAUCGAGCAGUUGUCAUGUUCUUGGUGGAGACCAAGCAGCAGAACAUCUUCGAUCAAAGAUUUAUAGAGAACGAGUUGUGGAAAAGGAAUAUUCCAACUUGCAGAAGGCGUUUUGAAGAGGUUUCACAAUCUGGAAAACUUGACAAGGAUAAGAAACUGUUUGUUGAUGGUCAGGAGGUCGCACUGGUGUACUUCAGGAAUGGCUACAUGCCUCAACACUACACGUCUGAACAGACAUGGGAGGCUCGCUUGAUGAUUGAGCGCUCCUUGGCGGUGAAGUGUCCAGACAUCGCCACACACCUUGCUGGGACAAAGAAGGUCCAGCAGGUGCUCGCCAAAUCUGGAGUUCUGGAACGGUUCUUUCCUGAUCAGCCGCAAACUGUGGAGCAACUCAGGGCUACCUUUGCUGGCCUUUAUAAUCUUGACAUGGGACCAGAGGGUGACAAAGCUGUGGAGAUGGCUCUGGCGACACCAGACCGGUUUGUCCUGAAACCCCAGCGAGAAGGAGGAGGGAACAACAUUUACGGAGAAGAGAUCUGCGAAGUUCUGCGCAGAGUGAAGGGCAGUUCUGAGAGGACAGCCUACAUUCUGAUGGACAAAAUCCAUCCUAAACCGAUGCAGAACUACCUGCUGAGAAGGAACACUCCCCUCACAAUCAGCAGCUGUCUCAGUGAACUGGGCUUCUACGGCGUCUAUGUCAGGCAGGGUAAGGACAUGGUGAUGAACGACUGUGUGGGACAUCUGCUGAGGACCAAGAGUUCAGAGCAUUCAGAUGGUGGCGUCAAUGCAGGUGUUGCCGUGUUGGACAACCCUCUGCUCUACUGAGAAGGUGCAUCUUCACCUGUGUGGACGUUCACGACAUCAUUCUUAUUACACUACCUCAUGCAAAGGGAGCAAUGUACGCAACAUUAACAUCAGACCAGUCAGUCCAAAAAGGCCGUUUUUUGGUGCAGAAAACUAUUUUAAAUGCAAAUUAUGAAUAUAUGUUCUCUCUCAAAUAAUAAUACUUAUAAUCAUUAGGGGUGUAACGGUAUUUGUAUUGAACCGUUUCGGUACAGGGGUGUACCGAACGAGUUUCUAAGCUAAAGUCUUAACCCCUGCUGUAAUGAGUUAAUAUCAUCCCAACAAACACCUUUUUGGGGUUAUCCAUGGUGCAGGGUUUACAUUGACUGCUGCUUCACACACGAUUCAGUUUGUGAAUUGGAGAGGUUAGUGGUUACGUGUGUCCUGUACAUUAUGUACACAGGCAAUAGACUGGAUUUUUCCCACCACUGUGUCCACCUUUCCGGCUCUCAUGGACCGCUCAGAUUUAUCAUGCCAGCGUCUGUUUUACACCAAGUAUGUGAGGGCAACACGCACUCACAGGUUUUAGCAAAGGUAUUCAUUAAUAAUGCAUUAAAGCAUGGGUGUCAAACUCUGGCCCGCCGUGUAAUUUAAUUUGGCCCUUGAGGCAAUAUCAAUUUAGCAUUAGAGCUGGCCCGCCGGUGUUAUACAGCUGUGGUGCCGCUGUAACACCACAUUCACCGCUAAUACUCAUACUUGCCAACCCUCCUCAUUUUCCCGGUAGACUCCCGAAGUUCAGUGCCUCUCCCGGGGCAACCAUUUUCCCGAAUUUCGACCGAUUUCCACCUGGACGACUAUAUUGGGGGCCUGCAUUUAAGGCACUGCCUUUAGCGUUCUCUACAACCUGUCGUCACGUCCGCUUUUCCUCCAUACUAACAGCGUGUCACAUAAUAUUUGGGGCUUUUACACACACACACAAGUGAAUACAACGCAUACUUGGUCAACAGCCAUACAGGUCACACUGAGGGUGGCCGUAUAAACAACUUUAACACUGUUACAAAUAUGCAACACACUGUGAACCCACACCAAACAAGAAUGACAAACACAUUUCGGGUGAACAUCCGCACCGUAACACAACAGAACAAAUACCCAGAACCCCUUGCAGCACUAACUCUUCCGGGAAACUGUUCAUUCAUUAUUUUAUUUUCAAAUUUAUUAUCAGCCUGUGGAAAAAAUUUGAUAUUUACCUCAGAAGAUUGCAAAUAGAAAAAAAGGCAUCAAAUUUUUAUUUAAAUUUUAUUUGAUAUGGCAUUGAUCAUUUUUUUCAUUAUCCAUCCAUCCAUUUCCUACCGCUUAUUCCCUUUCGGGGUCGCGGGGGGGCGCUGGCGCCUAUCUCAGCUACAAUCGGGCGGAAGGCGGGGUACACCCUGGACAAGUCGCCACCUCAUCGCAGGGCCAACACAGACAACAUUCACACACUAGGGCCCAUUUAGUGUUGCCAAUCAACCUAUCCCCAGGUGCAUGUCUUUGGAAGUGGGAGGAAGCCGGAGUACCAGGAGGGAACCCACGCAGUCACGGGGAGAACAUGCAAACUCCACACAGAAACAUCCCGAGCCUGGAUUUGAACCCAGGACUGCAGGAACUUCGUAUUGUGAGGCAGACGCACUAACCCCUCUGCCACCGUGAAGCCCCCAUUUUUUUUCAUUAUUAUUAUUAUUUGAAACUGGAUUUUGCAUGUCACUAAAGUUAUAUAAGCCUUGCUUGUUCAAUAUUUAAUGCAAAACUUGUUUGGGUCCCUAUUAAAAGUUUAAUUUGUUCAACCUUGGCCCACGGCUUUGUUUCGUUUAAAAUUUUGGCCCACUCUGUAUUUGAGUUUGACACCCUUGUUCUAUAAUAACUCCAACAUGGACGCAAAUUGUUUGUUGCUUCUCUUGGACUGCUUUUGUAUGUGUGCACACGCUCCCUGCACGUACCUGCUGAUAGAACCAGGUAAGUGAGUGUCGUAAACACCAAUCAUUUUAUUCCAGCCGGUUUUGAUUGAUUAAUUGAUUGAAACCUUUAUUAGUAGAUUGCACAGUACAGUACAUAUUCCGUACAAUUGACCACUAAAUGGUAACACCCACAUAAGUUUUUCAACAAGUUUAAGUCGGGGUCCACGUUAAUCAAUUCAUGGUAUAUAUUUUUUAUAUUGUAAAAAAUAAAGACAAUUGUCAGACAAAUGUGUUUUGUUGAACCACUAAUAUUAAAACUAGGUAGCCUGUG
Nerophis ophidion (straightnose pipefish) is the source of this 3777-nucleotide messenger RNA. It is a transcript of the gene gss, whose product is annotated as glutathione synthetase. The coding region runs from base 127 to 1557 and encodes 476 amino acids. The transcript is spliced from 13 exons. Gene Ontology annotation, cellular component: cytosol. Gene Ontology annotation, biological process: glutathione biosynthetic process. Lineage: Eukaryota; Metazoa; Chordata; Actinopteri; Syngnathiformes; Syngnathidae. Gene Ontology annotation, molecular function: ATP binding; glutathione synthase activity; glutathione binding. The record is from RefSeq and is a predicted model, not a curated record.